This is a messenger RNA of Sparassis crispa, 417 nucleotides long. RefSeq lists its product as hypothetical. The transcript is spliced from 3 exons. Bases 1 to 417 code for a protein of 138 amino acids. NCBI's taxonomy places the organism in Eukaryota, Fungi, Basidiomycota, Agaricomycetes, Polyporales, Sparassidaceae. The record is from RefSeq and is a predicted model, not a curated record.
AUGCGUUCUUCCGCCGUUCUUGCGAUAGCCGCUUAUGUCGCUAUUCCUGGGUUCGUCGUUGCCACCCCUAUGCCGGCCGACGGCUCUCCGCCUAUCAUCCCCGACGGCGCCCCCUUUUCGCGCAAGGAUGCUCUCAACGUCUCCCACAGUAGCAUCGAGAGCAACAGCAACAACCAGCCGCACUCCCGUGACGACGAUGGGUUUCCGGCCCGUGUUGUCGACGACAUUAUCAUACGCGCUGAGCCUAUCGUUGACGCCGCCUUGGAUGAUAUUCAUGGUAUAGUCUAUCUACGCCAGUUUUUCGAUUCCAAGUCUCCCCGUCCAUCAGCCAACUCUGGCGGAAAUAGCGGGUCUUCCCAGCCGCAAGCCACAACAACUGAGGUGCGCAUGCCUCACUACUACGGCGAUAAAGGCUGA